GGGAAGCGGCAGCAUAUCGUCCACCCCACCGGCGCACACCGCACACAGCACACAGGGAAACAGCCAAGGACAAAGGCAGAAGUCGCGAGGGAGGCGAGGACGAUGGGGAAGUACAUGCGCAAGUGCAGGGGCGCCGUGGGCGACGAGGUGGCGGCCAUGGAGGUCACGCAGGCCGUCGGCGUCCGGACCAGGUCCAGGGCCGCCGCCGUCGCCGUCGCCAAGCGGACCAGGAGGCCGCUCCCGCCGUCGCCACUCAGGGCCGCCAGCGCUGCCGUUGCUGCUGCUGCUUCGCCUGCUGGAGGUGGCCAGACCGGCGGGAGCUGCUACCUCAAGCUGCGCAGCCGCAUGCUCUUCAUGGCGCCACCGCCGCCGUCCACCUCGGCGCCGGCGAAGGGCGCGGAGGCCGGGCUUGGGGCGCCGCUCCCGGCCGGCCUCUCGCGCUGCUCCAGCACGGCGUCCUCGGUGGACGCCUCGUCGCCCGCGCCGCACGACAGGACCCUGCCGUGCCGCUCCGACGCUGCCGAGGCGGGCAGCGACAACGUUCGGCAGGGAUCGGCGAGCGGCAACGACAACUCGGAGAGCGGCCGCGACGACCACCGCGAAAGGAGGGAGACGACGCCGUCCAGCCGCCAGCUCCCCGGCGAGUCGAGCGAUAUGGAGUCGGAUCUGGCGGGGCGAAGAGGCAGCCGCUCGCUGCCGUCAGCGUUGACGGCUUCCCAACUCCAGGCGGCCGCGGCGAGGGCGAGGAUGCCCGAGGCGGCGGAGAUCGAGGAGUUCUUCGCGGCGGCCGAGGAGGCCGAGGCCAAGCGCUUCGCGUCCAAGUACAACUUCGACGUCGCCCGCGGCGUGCCCCUCUCCGCCGGCCGCUUCGAGUGGUCCCCGGCGGUGACCAGCAGCUAACCAGCUGCGCCGCUCAAAGCGUGCGAGCGCGUGCAAAGGGGUGGGAGAGAAGCUGUAGCUAGAAAGUCGCUCACUGUAGAGGCCGGCCGUGUGUAAGAAAAAAAGGCAAGGGAAAAGAUGCUCCAGAAAGAGGAAUACUCCAACAAAAGAAGCAUUAUAGCCUAACCAACCAACCAACCACCGAUGAUUCGAUCAUCCACCUUUCUUUACUCACACCUUCGCUAUCUUCUAAUUAAUUUCUGGUAUUUAUUUGUUCAGAACAAAGUUACUCUUGUUGACAUGACAGGAUAGAUCCCUCGGUCCGUCCGUCACCCUGUAAUUGCUUACUCCUUACUAGUUAAUUACCUGUAUCAAU
Messenger RNA from Lolium rigidum, 1255 nucleotides. RefSeq names its product cyclin-dependent kinase inhibitor 1-like. The coding region runs from base 103 to 900 and encodes 265 amino acids. Lineage: Eukaryota; Viridiplantae; Streptophyta; Magnoliopsida; Poales; Poaceae. Gene Ontology annotation, molecular function: cyclin-dependent protein serine/threonine kinase inhibitor activity. The transcript has 4 exons. Gene Ontology annotation, biological process: negative regulation of cyclin-dependent protein serine/threonine kinase activity. Gene Ontology annotation, cellular component: nucleus. The record is from RefSeq and is a predicted model, not a curated record.